Messenger RNA from Daldinia vernicosa, 2493 nucleotides. Its product is annotated as peptide-N4-(N-acetyl-beta-glucosaminyl)asparagine amidase A. The coding region runs from base 185 to 2365 and encodes 726 amino acids. The transcript is spliced from 2 exons. Lineage: Eukaryota; Fungi; Ascomycota; Sordariomycetes; Xylariales; Hypoxylaceae. The record is from RefSeq and is a predicted model, not a curated record.
UUGAGGAAUUACUCAUGUCCCUUCUUUACCUAAACUUACCAAGAUAUAAUGAUAAUUCAAUCUUCGCUCAUUACGUUUCAUUACCAGGCUACUACAAACCCGCUCAUUUUUAGCAUGAAAUUCUUGGAUAUAUAGGGUAGCUAAUUACGUAUGUCCGCUCUCGGGUCCAUCGAUACACAACAAGAUGAUAACUCAGACUCCCAACAAGGCAUCGUCAAGUAUCAAGGCUCCGCAUCAGCCUCUUCAUCAACACCACAAUGCCUUGAGGAAACCUACCAUCGCUAUUGAGGACCGGCCGAGGCUGAAGCUAAUUUUGGCUCUUUUUGGCCUCCUUUCGCUCGCCUGGUUUAUAAAAUUAAAUUUUAAACAAUGUCCUUCUAUCUUAGACCUUAAACAAGCCACCCGGUCGGAAUUUGAACCAGAGAUCCCACGUCAAAUUCCUGCUUCGCUACAGGCUCAGACGCCGCUGGAGUGCUUUCAAGUCGCGCAACCUGUGCUUACCCCCAAUGGUCCGUCCGGUAGUAGGCCCAAAUCCGCAGAGGGCCCCUCGCCAGAAAAGGCUUGUUCGGUCCUAUUAAUGGAACAUGUUUUUGCAUUUAGCUAUGGCACGCCAUUCGUUGGAAAUUAUACACCACCUAGCUGCCCUUUUAAUCGAGUUAUUAUGAACUUCACUGUUGUCUCUCAAGGCCGUCAAUUCGACCGCCUGGCACUGAUGUACUUUGGCGACACCGAAGUAUGGCGUACUUCGACCGCAGAGCCAACAUUACCUCCGGGUAUACGUUGGACAUUCUUAAAGGAUAUGACCGAGUACCUUUACUUUUGGAAAUCCCCCCAGAAAUUAAUUUUCGACCUAGGCAACCUGGUAGACGACAAGUAUACCGGGUCAUUCAAUGCCACUUUAACUGCCACAUAUUUUACGGCUGAUAUUGAGACUGGCGAAGGAUCUCCGGCAGACUUGAUUAUCCCAAUAUCUGCGAGAAAAGGGGACGCGAAUGGGGCAAGCCAUUUUACGCUUCCAGCAGACGAUGCGACUAACAAUAUCAGUUUCCCUCGAAAUACUAAUCGAGCUGUCUUCACCAUCUCGGCAAACGGACAGGCUUCGGAGGAAUUCUGGUGGGGAAAUGUUCCGCAAAGCGAUACUCUCACGUUUCGCCAGACUGCUGGACAACUGCCUGGACUGUCUCCCUUUCGUGAAGUCCAAUUGCUCAUCGACGGUAAGCUUGCUGGAGCUCAAUGGCCGUUCCCAGUGAUAUUUACCGGCGGAGUGGUGCCUAGUCUGCAUCGGCCCAUCGUUGGCUUACAAGCUUUUGACUUAAGAGAGCAACAGAUUGAUAUCACCCCAUGGUUACCUAUGCUAUGUGAUGGAGUUGAUCACACAUUUGCCAUCAGGGUUGCCGGCUUAAAUAACUCAGAAAAUAUUACCGACCUUACACUAACAGAAAGGGUCAACGACAGCUGGUACGUUACGGGUAAAAUAUUUAUAUGGCUAGAUAAAGAAGGAUCGGUGACUACUGGCACCGGCCCUUCAGUAGAGAUCGCCGGACCAAUAAUUUCGCUUUCGAGCCAAGUUUUCCAGAAUGCAACAGGGUUUAACGAAUCGCUGGCUUUCAACAUGACCGUUCAGAGGACGAUUACUAUCAAAUCAGAUAUCAAGUCGGAGAGUCAAAAUGGAGAGACUACUUGGUCUCAAAAUCUCUCAUAUUCGAACCGAGCCCUGAUGUCGAACUUUGGAACCACUCAGAUCAAUGACUUUAGUAUUACUGGAACGGAUUCUACUACCGGGCCUAGUACCUCUUACAAGGCGAUUUAUAGCUAUCCGCUAUAUUGUAAUCAAACGUACUUAAGAUCGCCUCAGGGUAAUCUAACGAUAAGUGCGCAUCUAAUAGAAGGACUCGAUCUUCAAGUAGAGGGGAACUCCGUCUUCCCCACAGGCCUCGAAGCUUUCGAAGGUGACACUGUUAGAAAGAACCCGUACUCUACUUCGUAUCUUAAAACUCACCGCGACGGUACCGCGUCCUUCUUCCGGACGGGAGAUGGUAAGAAUAGUUCUGGCUAUGGCUCAACCAACCAGAUCUUCUACUUCGGUGGCUCCAGUGAGAAAGCUACUCCAGAGGGUGGAAGUGGUGUUGACGAGCUCUACUUCCGAAAUGUGACGGCGGUGAAUGGCACUGUUGCGUCCGACUCGGAGAGGAUAGAAGGGGUACAGACUUAUGGCUUCAGUCGGGUAUCAGAGCUUCAUAGUCCUGUCGAAGCAGCGUUGACUUUAUUUGCUGAUGUCUCUGCCAAGGUGCCAAGGUCGAAGACUUCGAUAGGAAAAGAUACGGAUGACCACAGAACACAUAAUAAUCCCUCGAGGCAAGUUUAACUUCCUUAAAGUGGCGGGUAUGCUAUCAAGGGAGGUCCUAUUGUAUUAUUAUAAUAAAGCUUAGAAGACAUUCGUAUUUAUUAUAGAUAGAAAGUUAUAUCUUAAUUAUUAAUUCUAUAUUUGACUCA